AGAAAGUAACUAAUACUGAUGUUGAGAUAAAUUUCCCUGUUAUUAAGACAAAUAAGGAAGAUAGUGCAAAUAUGAAUCAGACUCUAGUACCUCAGUGUCACUAUACACAGGAUGAUGAUGAUUUCAUAUCAGCCGAGUGGUCGACAAAGGGCUGUAAAACGAUAUAUGACGAUUACUUCAAAAGCGGCGUGACGUGUAUAUGCACUCACUUGACAUCAUUUGUCAUUUUGAUGAAACCAGAACAGAUAAAUGAGAACAAGAUUUUGACCCAGCUUACUAACGUUGGAGUUGCAAUUUCCAGUGCUUCUCUAAUCAUAUCUCUCGGAAUCAUGUGCGGUUUCAAAUCGCAUGCUGUUUUAUUGCCGCUUGUUUGCAUUACAGUCUCUUGGCAGCUUUCUCGUGGAUGGUGAUUAUAUCGACAGAUGUGUACAUGAAGAUUAAUCAUCCGUUUGCUGAUCAUAUAAAGCGCUUCACUUACAGUCGGUUCAUUGGUUGGUUUGGACCUGUCAUUGUCGUUGGGCCGACAGCUGGUAUAGCAAGAGGGAACUAUGUAUCUGAUGAGUGUUGGUUGAAUGCUAAAUCUGGUUCCAUCUGGACUUUCAUUUUUCCCGUGUACAUCUCCAAUUUGGUUGUUCUCGUGCAGUUGAUUGUAAUUGGAUAUGUAGCUUUCAAGAAGUCUCAACUACCAAGCCAAACUGAAGAAGAAAUGCAAACGCUCAAACGGAUCAGAAAUAUGUUUCUUGGUAUAUUGUUCCUUGUACCAGCAGUUGGACUUUCAUGGAUUUUCGGUGGUAUCAUCGUUUUUUGCGACUGGCAAGCAAUGGAAUGUAUUUAUGUUAUCGUGAAUUCCAUGCAAGGGUUCUUGAUCCUGCUGUCACAGUUCGUCUUCAGCAAUGAGGUUCGAUGAUAUUCUAUUAGUUCACUGUUGACAGCUUAACUCCUAACUGACGAAAA
This is a messenger RNA of Anneissia japonica, 954 nucleotides long. RefSeq names its product CD97 antigen-like. The transcript is spliced from 8 exons. NCBI's taxonomy places the organism in Eukaryota, Metazoa, Echinodermata, Crinoidea, Comatulida, Comatulidae. The record is from RefSeq and is a predicted model, not a curated record. Gene Ontology annotation, cellular component: membrane. The coding region runs from base 404 to 907 and encodes 167 amino acids. Gene Ontology annotation, molecular function: G protein-coupled receptor activity. Gene Ontology annotation, biological process: cell surface receptor signaling pathway; adenylate cyclase-activating G protein-coupled receptor signaling pathway.